UCAGCUCUCACCAGUUUAUCUUUUUGUUCACAUUACUUGAGCACAACACAAACCUUCUCAGUGUAUAUAUUCUCUGUCUAUACACUCAUAAACCCUUCAAAGUCUUGCAGCACAAAAAGAGGAGAAUGAGAAUCACUAAACUAGCCAAACAAGUUUUGUUACUUUUGGCCUUAGCCCUUACUACUCACGUAAUACAAGGUAUUAGAACAGAAGAUUUGGUGUCUCAGAAGUCCUCUCAAACCUUUACCGAACAAAGUUUAAAGGGUAGCAAUGUGGCAUUGAGAAUGAGGAAUUCUAGGAGAUUGAUGAUUGGAUCCAUAACACCAACCUGCACUUACAAUGAAUGUAGAGGAUGUAAGAACAACUGUAGGGCUGAGCAGGUACCUGUAGUGGGAAAUGAUCCAGUCAAUAGUCCAUACCACUACAGAUGUGUUUGUCAUAGAGGAUAGACUAUGUAGCACGACACUUCGGGUGUAUCCGACCUUUGUCUUCGGUCGACAUUAUUGCUAUGAACAUUAUACUUGGUGGUUAUAUACAAUCACUUUUUUCUCAAAAGAUUACAAGUGAGUCCGUCUGUGUCAUAUGUGAUGUAUGUAUCUAUCUUUGUCAUUAAUUCAUAAGAUAGCAAUAUAUAGGCUAUAGGACAGUGUAAUCUUUGGUUAUAGCAGGUGCUGGUUUUUAGUCAUCCAAAAAUUGAAUCUUGGCUUACUAAAACUCUUCUUUCCAAUUUUAGAAUCAGUUUAGAGUUUA
Messenger RNA from Lathyrus oleraceus (garden pea), 750 nucleotides. RefSeq names its product EPIDERMAL PATTERNING FACTOR-like protein 9. The transcript is spliced from 3 exons. Gene Ontology annotation, biological process: positive regulation of stomatal complex development. NCBI's taxonomy places the organism in Eukaryota, Viridiplantae, Streptophyta, Magnoliopsida, Fabales, Fabaceae. The coding region runs from base 126 to 449 and encodes 107 amino acids. The record is from RefSeq and is a predicted model, not a curated record.